AGGCAAUCCCAGACAAAUCAAAAUGACAAAUAAAAUGAUGGCAGACAAAGAAGAAGGAAAUAUGAAGAAGCCUAAGAAAAGGGUGGAGUGCUGUGGAUAUCCUCUCAGUAUAUUUUUUAUUGUGGUGAAUGAGUUCUGCGAGCGUUUCUCCUACUAUGGCAUGAGAGCUGUGUUGGUGCUGUACUUCAGGUACUUUCUUCACUGGGAUGAUGAUUUUGCCACCACCAUCUACCACACGUUUGUAGCUCUGUGCUAUCUAACACCCAUACUGGGGGCCAUAAUCGCUGACUCAUGGCUGGGCAAGUUCAAGACUAUCACAUACCUAUCCAUAGUGUACACCAUUGGUCAGGUGGUCAUGGCUAUCGGCGCCAUCCAUGACAUCACAGACUACGAUAAAAAUGGCACUCCAGAUAAAAUGGCUCUACAUGUUGCCUUGUCUAUGCUGGGGCUCAUUCUUAUUGCCUUGGGAACAGGUGGGAUUAAACCCUGUGUGGCAGCGUUUGGAGGGGAUCAGUUUGAAGAUCAUCAGGAGAAACAAAGAAGUACUUUCUUCUCCAUUUUCUAUCUGUCCAUAAAUGCUGGCAGUCUUCUCUCCACUCUCAUCACACCAAUUCUGAGAGCUCAGGAGUGUGGUAUCCACACUCAGCAGAAAUGUUACCCACUGGCUUUCGGAGUCCCGGCGGCUCUCAUGGUGGUUGCCCUCAUUGUGUUCAUCGUAGGGAAAGGCAUGUACGUCAUAGAUAAACCUAAGGGAAACGUGCUGAUGAAAGUCAUGAAAUGCAUUGGAUUUGCAAUUAAGAACCGUUUCAAGCACCGCAGUAAGAAUUACCCAAAGAAAGAGCACUGGAUGGACUGGGCCGAAGAUAAAUAUGAUAAACUCCUGAUUGCUCAAGUGAAGAUGGUAUUGAAGGUUUUGUUUCUCUACAUUCCGCUGCCAAUGUUCUGGGCUUUAUUUGACCAACAGGGUUCCCGCUGGACUCUCCAGGCCACCACUAUGGAUGGUGACUUUGGAGCAUUUAUCAUUCAGCCAGAUCAAAUGCAGACCGUGAACCCAAUUCUGAUUGUGAUUAUGGUGCCCGUUGUGGACAAUGUAGUGUACCCACUUGUCAAAAAAUGCCAUCUUAACUUCACGCCCCUACGGAAGAUAACUGUGGGUAUGCUGUUGGCUGCGUUAGCAUUUGUGGCUGCUGCACUUUUGCAGAUUCAAAUUGAUAACUCGCUGCCCAGCUUCCCAUCCCCCUCUGAAACACAAGUCAAGUACCUGAACAUGCAGAAUAGCAAUCUGCCAGUUGCAGUGGAUGAACAAGAACCAUUUGUUGUGCCUGGAUUUCAGGCAAGCUCAGAAUAUAUGACUUACAAGAAAGAUUUCUUUACUAUCACUGUUAACGGAGGAAACGCUGUUACUGCUAAGUUCAGGAAAGGAUCCAGACACACUGUUUCAAUGAAUGCUUCUGGAAUCCACACGAUUCUUGAAGAUUUGACCGAAAAACCACUGGAUGGUAAUAAUGCUAUUAGGUUUUCAAAUGCCAAACAGGAAAAACUAAACAUCACAUCAAAGACUUUCACACUGGAUUUUAUCUCUCAGAGUGAAACAUCAAACUACUCCUUGGUUGCUCAGGGCAAAACCCUCUUCACUAUUAGAAAUGAGAAUGGAGAUUCAUGCAUCUACACCAUGGAGCUUGGUUUUGGUAGUGCCUACACGGUCUUGAUCCCCAGCAACUUCACUUUUGCAGAAAAUUGCGCAGACUACAUUAUACCAAUAGAGGAUAUACAGCGCAACAGCAUACACAUGGCCUGGCAGAUCAUCCAGUACUUUGUGUUGACAUGCGGAGAAGUGGUCUUCUCUGUCACUGGCCUGGACUUCUCCUAUUCACAGGCACCGAGCAACAUGAAGGCAGUUCUUCAAGCUGGUUGGCUGUUUACUGUCGCUGUGGGCAACAUCAUUGUGCUCAUCGUGGCUGAGGCAGGAGCACUUCCAGAACAGUGGACAGAAUACCUGCUGUUCUCCUCACUCCUUGUGGCCGUGAGUAUCGUCUUUUCCAUCAUGGCUUACUUCUACACCUACAUUGACCCGGCGGAGAUCGAGGCUCAAUUUUUAGAGCACGAGCCAGAAUACAAGAAGAAAGCACUUGAGAUGACAAUGCAAGACCCUGUUUCAAGGUCAAACAGCAAGAAGUCAGAGGGCAAACAGACGAAGAUCUAG
Messenger RNA from Xyrauchen texanus (razorback sucker), 2203 nucleotides. It is a transcript of the gene slc15a1b, whose product is annotated as solute carrier family 15 member 1b. Gene Ontology annotation, biological process: transmembrane transport; oligopeptide transport. The transcript has 23 exons. Gene Ontology annotation, molecular function: dipeptide transmembrane transporter activity. Lineage: Eukaryota; Metazoa; Chordata; Actinopteri; Cypriniformes; Catostomidae. Gene Ontology annotation, cellular component: membrane. Bases 23 to 2203 code for a protein of 726 amino acids. The record is from RefSeq and is a predicted model, not a curated record.